Drosophila sulfurigaster albostrigata is the source of this 1313-nucleotide messenger RNA. It is a transcript of the gene Dhdds, whose product is annotated as dehydrodolichyl diphosphate synthase complex subunit DHDDS. Gene Ontology annotation, cellular component: dehydrodolichyl diphosphate synthase complex; endoplasmic reticulum. The record is from RefSeq and is a predicted model, not a curated record. Gene Ontology annotation, molecular function: ditrans,polycis-polyprenyl diphosphate synthase [(2E,6E)-farnesyl diphosphate specific] activity. Gene Ontology annotation, biological process: polyprenol biosynthetic process. The transcript is spliced from 2 exons. The coding region runs from base 108 to 1025 and encodes 305 amino acids. NCBI's taxonomy places the organism in Eukaryota, Metazoa, Arthropoda, Insecta, Diptera, Drosophilidae.
GCCACUGUGCCAGUACUCACUAGUCACAAGACAAGAAGCGAGCACCACAACAACGCAGCAAUCGAACAACCUGAGAACCUAACAAACUAACAACCAAACAAGGAAUCAUGUCGUGGGUCUCCGACUAUCAAUAUACGUGGCUGCAGAAGCUCGCACUCAAUGCCUUGCAAAUCUCCGGCCACAUACCCCAUCACAUUGCCUUCGUAAUGGACGGCAACCGGAGAUUCGCACGCUCCAAGCAAUUGGAUAAGAUCGAGGGCCAUUCACGGGGCUUUGCCAAGCUGGCGGAUGUGCUGCGAUGGUGCUUGGACAUGGGCAUACGUGAGGUAACCACGUUUGCCUUUAGCAUUGAGAACUUUAAACGUUCCCGCGAUGAGGUCGAGGGUCUCUUCAACUUGGCACGCGAUAAAUUUGCCAAACUACUGGCGGAGAUCGAGCGACUGGAUGAGCAUGGCAUACGGAUACGUGUGCUGGGCAACAUUGAGUUACUGCCGGCUGAUUUGCAGCGUUUGAUUGCCAGCGCCAUGUUACGUACGGAACACAAUGAUAAACUCUUCCUGAAUGUCGCCUUUGCCUACACAUCGCGGGAUGAGAUUACACAGGCGGUGGAGUCAGUGUUGCAGGCAGAGGAGAAUCCCGACGGUGAGGAUGCGCUGCUGCCCACCGAUAUAAAUGAGCGCCUGUUGGAGGCAUGUCUCUACACUCGCCAUUCGCCACCACCGGAUUUGGUGUUUCGGACCUCGGGUGAGACGCGACUCAGUGACUUUAUGAUGUGGCAGAUAAAAUCUUCCGUGCUAUACUUUACCCAAGUGCUGUGGCCACAGAUCACCAUUUGGAACUUUAUGGCCGGCAUCAUUGCCUAUCAGCGGGAUCGGAGUCGCAUCGAGGACUUUAGAAGUGAGCAGCGUUUGCACAGCGCUCAAUUGGCCAAAUCCAGUGAUUUCUAUAGUCUGCGCGUACAAAAGUUUCUGCACAAAUUGGAUGCGAAUCGGCGAAAAUUACUUAUUGCCUUGGCCUCCAAUUGAUUGAGUAUUUCGAUUGAUUGAUUGAGAUUGAUGUCAAGCCAACUGUUAAUAAUUGCAUGUUCAAUGUUGUGAUAGGGAAAAUAAAUUAAUUGUAUGUAAAUAAUGCCAUCAAUCAUCAGCAUUAGAUCGCUUUUAUUCUAUAGCAGUACAUUCCGUCCGGCUUUCUGUCUGUCCGCUUGUAUUCACAGCUAUAACUCGUCAAUCGUUCUUCUCUUUGCUAUCUUAAGAGAUUAAUUGUAGAUCUUAAAUACCUUAACACCAUUCCAUAAUAAAAUCAAAAUCGAAAAA